AAACAGCUGAUGCUCGUAUUUGGUGCAUUAUAGUACGAAGUGAGAAGAGGUCUCUAUCACAAAAAUUUGAUUUGUAUCCUACUGCAAAGCUUUACCAUCAUGAGAGAAAGAAUCAGAUCCGACGAUGGCUAUGCCACAGACAAUUCAGAAUCGUGCAGUGACUCUGAAAAGAUGACAUCAGAAGAGCCUGACUUCGGGAUUCUGUUUGAUGUUGACGGAGUGAUUGCCCGGGGAAGCACGCCGCUGCCGGCCGCUGUCGAGGCUGUGAAGCACCUGCGUAACGGGAACUCUCGCCUGCGGGUCCCGGUAGCUUUUGUUACCAAUGCCUGUAGCACUAGCACGUCCAAGGCGGCCGCAAUCUCAGAAUGGCUUGGAAUAGAUGUUACCCCAGAUAUGGUCAUCCAUGCUCCAACUCCCUGCAAGGUCCUCACAGAGUACCAUGACAAACUUGUACUGGUGAUCGGUCAAGACAACCGGAAGGAGAUUGCCAAUGACCUCGGGUUUAACAACAUCUGCUUUAUUGAAGACAUCAAAGAUAGUUAUCCUCUCCUUGAUAUGGUUGAUCAUGAAAACAGAAAAAUUGUGGCUAAAGGAUUUGUGGAAAAGCAAUUUCCGAGAGUUGAAGCUAUUGUUCUGCUUGGAGAACCUGCCAGGUGGGAGACGCACCUUCAGCUCCUGCUGGACUUACUACUCACUGAGGGUCUUCCAACAAAAGCCCCCUCUGGCAUAGCUGAUCACACCCAGCUGCCCGUGAUAGCCUGUAAUAUGGAUUUACAGUUUAUGGCAGAGGCCUGCAUGCCCAGGUUCGGUUCAGGUGCAUUUCUAGUUUGUCUGGAAGCCUUAUAUAAGAAAGUGACUGGUAGAGACCUGGAGUACGAUGCCCUUGUCGGGAAACCAGUAGAACUAACCUAUAGAUACGCUGAGCAUGUUAUUACACAAGAAGCAAAGAAACUAGGUAUCAAGAAGAAAAUCCAGAAGCUGUAUUUCAUGGGGGACAACCCUCUGGUGGACAUUGUUGGCGCUAAUAUGUAUGACCAGUACCUGAGAAAGAAUCGAUCAGAAGAAAAUGGUAACAUUACAGACAAUGACCUUCCCCUUUCCAGAAAGCUUCCUGAUAAUCGCAUUUUAGUCCCUCAGUCAGUGAAAAGAAUUUUCAGUGUGCUUGUUUGCACAGGUGUGUACAACCCAAAACAUGAAACACAUGAACUGGAAACAGUGUAUCAUGGACACAGAGACAUUGAAAAUCAGCCAUCCCUCACAAGGCCAACAAAAGUUGUUCAAGAUGUGCAUGAAGGAAUUAAAUUCAUUUUGAAAGAAGAACAGUUCAGCUGCCAUUGAUUCAAACUUUCUUGCCAGACUUUCCACUGACACUGCGAGUGAGAUGCAAGUGAUUCUUCCAUCAAACUUGAGCGGUGGUCUUUGAACCUGUCACAAAUGAACAGAAUAAUUUCUGUGCAGAACACGCAGACGUAUGAGCUGUGGGACCAUAAAUUUGACAUGUUAGUGUCUGGUCACAUGAUGUCCGAUAUUUGUAUUGUGGUUGUUGGUAUUACUUUGUACAGGAGAGAAACUUGCAACAGGGUUUUUGGACUAAGGGAACAAAAAUGAUCUCAUUGUUAAUAGACAUGUGUACUAAGUCUGCCACCUGUAAUUAUUUUGUGGAAAAAUAGAUCUAAGGUUUAUAAAUCCUUGAAACAGUGACUGUAUUUUGUUUGUCCCAAAUGUCAGUAUUAUACUGAAAUGUUAUGAAGAUAUCAUUACUUUAAUGGCUACACUCGUUUGGUAUAGGCGUAAAAAGUUGGAUGGCAUAAUGCCCUUUGUAUCUGUAGUUCAAAUUUUGAUAACUGUUUCAAUGUUGGUAUUUGUGUGUUUUCUAUGAAUUGUUUUGAUAGGUAGUGUGAUUUAACGUUAAAUACAACUCGAUUUGA
This is a messenger RNA of Liolophura sinensis, 1928 nucleotides long. Its product is annotated as haloacid dehalogenase-like hydrolase domain-containing 5. The record is from RefSeq and is a predicted model, not a curated record. Gene Ontology annotation, biological process: glycerophospholipid biosynthetic process. NCBI's taxonomy places the organism in Eukaryota, Metazoa, Mollusca, Polyplacophora, Chitonida, Chitonidae. Gene Ontology annotation, cellular component: mitochondrion.